AUGUCUCCAGCAACCCAGUUCGGGCCUCUCCUGCGCGCCACGCACCGCGCAAGCGUCAUGAGCACCCCAGUGGCCGUCGCCGCCGCCGUUGCCGGCAUUGGCGCCUGCGCCUGGUACCUGCGCAGCAACAGCACCGCCAGCUCGGACAAGCCCAUCUUCAGCAGCUUCGGCUUCCACACCCUGCGCCUGCACAGCACCGAGCUGAUCAACCACAACACCAAGAAGCUGCGCUUCGAGUUGCCCGACGCCAGCAAGCCGAGCGGCCUGUCCCUCACCUCGGCCCUGCUGACCGUCUCCUGGCCCACCGGCCGCUGGCUGCCGGUGCUCCGGCCAUACACCCCAGUCAACGACCUCAACGAGCCCGGCUACAUCGAGCUGAUGGUCAAGCUGUACCCCAACGGCAAGCAGAGCACGCACCUGCACUCCCUGCAGCCCGGCGACACGCUCACGUUCGCGCCGAUCAAGGAGCUGGCCUGGACGCCGAACCAGCACGCGCACGUGGCCAUGAUCGCCGGCGGCGCCGGCAUCACGCCCAUGUACCAGCUGGCGCGCGGCAUCCUGGGCAACCCGGCCGACCGGACGCGCGUCACGCUCGUGUGGGGCGUCAACACGGACGACGACCUCUUCCUGCGCGACGAGUUCGCCGCGCUCGAGCGCGCCCACCCGGGCCGCUUCCGGGCCGUCUACGUCGUCGCCGCCCCCGCCCCCGGGUCGCCGCACCAGAAGGGCUUCGUCACCAAGCAGGUGCUCGAGAAGGCUGGCCUGGCCGCCGCCGACGCCAAGAACCGCGACGUGAAGGUGCUCGUGUGCGGGCCGCCGGCGAUGGAGAAGGCGCUGAAGGGGAGGAGGGGCAGCGGCGUGCUGGCCGAGCUGGGGUACAAGCCGGAGCAGAUCUACAGUUUUUAG
Thermothielavioides terrestris NRRL 8126 is the source of this 906-nucleotide messenger RNA. RefSeq lists its product as uncharacterized. The record is from RefSeq and is a predicted model, not a curated record. NCBI's taxonomy places the organism in Eukaryota, Fungi, Ascomycota, Sordariomycetes, Sordariales, Chaetomiaceae. The coding region runs from base 1 to 906 and encodes 301 amino acids. The transcript is spliced from 2 exons. Gene Ontology annotation, biological process: ergosterol biosynthetic process. Gene Ontology annotation, molecular function: cytochrome-b5 reductase activity, acting on NAD(P)H.